CCAGGGUCGGUCUGGGAUAUAGUGAGGUAACAUUGGCUCUUUGGUGUUUAAGGGGCGUCAUUCAAGACAGGUGGCACAUUUACCAACAAUGUCCUCAAUUUGUUUGCACAUUCCGGGCCAAAACAAAAUGUGUGUGCUCCGUGUGCUCUGUUUUCACUUUUCCAAGCCCAUCUGUCCAGCAUGGAUCUUUGUCAAAAUCUCUUCUCUGAGACUGGCCAUCCAUAAUGUAUGACUUUCCUCAGCUGUGUGCGUUAUGAGCCCUUUUCUGUUUCUUCUCGGAUCUCCUUCAGUUUUGUGUCACUAACUGUUCCUUCACUUCGAAUGGACUGGGAGUCUACAAACUUACCUGACUCGUGGCAAAAGUUCAAACAGCAUGUGGAGCUAGCACGGGUUCUCUGAAGAGGAGAAGAGGAAAAGUGCAGCUUCCUGCUCCUCUGGACGGUGAAAAAGUGAGAGACAUUUACAACACAUGGACACUUACCGAGGCUGAAUCAAAGGUACUGAAAACAUACUACAACAAUUUUGAAGCACAUGUUGUGCCGAAGACCAAUACGAUUUUCGCUAGGUACAAAUUCCAUGAGAAAGUACAGGGAGCUAACAAAUCAUUAGAACAGUUUGUGACUGAGCUGUGUCUACUUGUGAAAAACUGUGAUUAUGCAAACAAGGAUGAGAUGGCGAGGGACCCUAUUGUAUGUGGAAUACACUCACGUGCUCCAACAAGUCGGUCUGUGUGUUCCUAUUGGCUACGUACACUGACGGACAGCCCACAGAGAAUGCUGAAUGGUUCUGUAAGUGGCUGGAGGAGGCAUCCACUGACUUCAGAUAUGGGAAAACCUACCUGAAAGGACUGAGAUGUGCAAUGUUUGGCCUGGGUAACUCUGUGUAUGGCAGCCACUACAAUAUGAAUGUGGACAAGUGGCUGUGGAUGCUGAGCGGCAUCUGUGUUCUGUCCAGAGGAGAUGGCAACUGCAAAGUUGUGAAGACCCAUAAUGGCAGCGUGCAGGCUGACUUCCUGGUCUGGAAGACCAAGUUCCUGAACUGCAUACAGGCCCUGGUUGCAGGACAGAAUAAGGCCUGUAGUGGAAACUGUAAGACGGACGGCUCUUGUAAGACCAGGAACAGGAAGGAACCACAGGAGAAGACUGAGGAUGACCAGGCAUAUCCAGAACAGCUCAGCUCUGAGGAGGUGCUGGUAGAGUCCAGUAGUGAUGAGGAGACAACUGGGUCAGAGGUGAAAGACCCAGGCUCGGUCAUCAAUGUGGAGAAUCUAGGAAACAUGAAUGGCAUCAAGAAAGCCAAGGCCAUUCAGACACAAACCAUACUCUGGGUUUUACACUAGCAUACUACUUAGAAUUAUGCAAUGUAAUAGGCAUGUGUUAAACGAGGUUUGCUAGUAUGGACAAUUGAUUGGAACAUAGCCAUGGUUUCAGUUUCAACAUAGUUCAUGGUACCCUAUCUGUGAGGCUGAAGGGUAACCAUAGCAUUUUCUAACCUCCUACCAUUGCUCCAUAAGCCAUUGUCAUGACGUUGUUCUUGGGGUAGGUUUAUGACAGUCAUAAAUACCUCUACCCCCCUUUUUCCUCUCUCUACCCUACUGAUGUUACAUUUUAAAACCCUUGGUUAACAUAGAGAUUCUGGGAACAUCAGAAGGUGGGGGAAAUGAACUAUAUUCUGGUAAUCCGACCAAUUGAACAUAUGCGGUGGUACUUAAUGAAUAUGAUGUCAGAAUAUGAUGUCAGUUCAGUUGUCAUCUCAUCAAUCGGAGACAUUCUCAUCAAUAAUAAGAUGACAAACUCUACAGUGGAAAGUCUACACAUCAGAGUUAUCGGAUUCACAUGGAAUUGUUGUUCAAUGUAAAUGUUUGAAUAUGAAAUUAUUCGUGAUGGGAUGAAAUGUGAUUUUAGCUUCUAAAAUGUGAGAAUUGGGUUAGGGCUCUGCUCAAUCAGUGGCCCGUCCCUGUGAAGAGUCAUGGGUUAUACAACUUUUCAGACACAUCCUUCCCGUUCCACUAUAUAAAGCCUUGACAAAAAUGUAACCUCCUAUUCCGAGGAUGUGAGGACGACGGUCCGAUGUCAGAAUGGUUCAGAUAAUAACUACAGAACGAAGCCAACAUCAGCGUGAGCUUGGGUUGCGAAUGGUAUGAACUUUGAACUCUUAUUCACUACAGAAGUGAUACCUCCUAGCCGUUGAGUUAGCAACAGCAGCUGCAAACGAGGUUAGGAAGGAACAGACAGAGUAUCCCGUCUAUCACACAACGACGUUACUACAACGUAUCCUAAUGACCACCAGAGACAUUCUUCAAAGGACUCGGUUUGGCAACACGGCCUUCCAUCUACCACCAACCUACCGAAGCACAGCUCAAAUAUUUAUUGCAUUUUCCUUUUCCAAAUGAGCGGUAAUUUAGAAUGCAUAAGAUACUGUAUUUACGAUAGCACAGCUUCUUCCUUUGUUACUUAGUCUUCCCGCUCUUUCACUCAAACCCAGCCCCCUUUCUUUUGUGUAACCAGCUGUCAUAUCUGUUCCACCCGCUAGGGACGUUUUCCUUUAUGACGUAAUUUGUAAUCAAGUUGUGAUUAAUUAUGUGUAUGUGUAAUUCUGUGUGAUUAGUUAGGUAUUUAGUAAAUAAUUAAU
Messenger RNA from Oncorhynchus masou masou (cherry salmon), 2631 nucleotides. Its product is annotated as S-adenosyl-L-methionine-dependent tRNA 4-demethylwyosine synthase TYW1-like. The record is from RefSeq and is a predicted model, not a curated record. NCBI's taxonomy places the organism in Eukaryota, Metazoa, Chordata, Actinopteri, Salmoniformes, Salmonidae. Gene Ontology annotation, biological process: wybutosine biosynthetic process. The transcript is spliced from 6 exons. The coding region runs from base 692 to 1339 and encodes 215 amino acids. Gene Ontology annotation, molecular function: FMN binding; 4 iron, 4 sulfur cluster binding.